GAAAUAAAAUAUUUUGAAGAUUUUCAAAAGUGAAUUGAUCGUUGUUUAUAUAUUAAUGAGUAUUUUAUUUAUAAAGAAAGUAUGGAACUCUUCAAAUAAUGAAAAAGACAAAAUCGUUUUCAAUGCCUAUACUGGUGUGGAGCAUCAAAAAGCUGAGUUUGUUGAAGAGGACCAGCACAACAGUGCGUUUUUUAAAAUUCUGUGCAGAGUGAAGAAUAUCCCACAAACUACUAUUCAUACACAGAAGAAAACAAAACAAAAGAAAUAUUAAAUCUUCCAAACUGCAUGAAAUACUUCUAGAUACAAUUCCUUGGUACUUUUCGUUUUCAGCGGCGCAGCGUAUCACUAUUCGCCAGCCCUCUUGGAUUGGGAUUUGAUUGGUUUGUUUCCAACUAGUAAGUACAGCUAUUAUACUGUUCACUUCAAUUGCUAUUUACCAACUUGUAUUAUAUCCUGUAUGCAAGGCUUCCUAAAUUCAAGGAACCAGCCAAAUCAUGAAAAGCGGGCUGAAGGACCGCGACCCGGUGCAAGAGCAGAGGGAUUGCCUACUAUGUUUCGGGCAAAAGGCAAUGCCAGCUCAGCUGGAUCGUCGCUAUUGUUUCGUCCGACAUCAAGAUAUCCUACCUUGAACAAGGAUCCAACGCCGCCGAUAGAGAACAAUGUAGCCAAACGGUUCGAUGUGACAAGAGGUGUUUCCCCAAACCAGAAAAAGGCAGUGAAACGAACGUUAGUAAAUCCUGCGCAAGCAGCGGGAUCUGGUGAAGCAUUGAAGAGCAAUGAAGAGGAACCUAAGGUUUCGUCUAAAGGCAAAACGAGAGUAACAGAUCCUGAAGUUACUGCAAUUCCCCAGGUACAAGUUAAUAAUAGGGUGGCCUUUCAGAAUUCAGAAACUUCUUCUCCUAGUAAAAUUAAGACCAACACGAACUUGGAGACUGCAAGACAAGAUGUCCCAAUGAAGAUCAUACGACCUGCUCCCAAAAUAGUAAAACCAAGAUUCAAUCCUCAAGAUUCUCAAGAGCCUAAAACGAAGGAGAAGUUUAUGCCUCCUCCCCGAGUCAAUUCCAUUUCUCGACCCACACGUCGAGUGAGUUACAUACCUUAUGGUGGUUUUGACAGUUUUUUGGACAAUUAUUAUGAUGAUGAUCAAACAAUUUCCAGAGAUGAUAUUUUAGAAGAGAAUGAAAUCUCCGAAGGACAUUCGGAGCCGGAUGAAGAUUCAAAUUUAGAUGCCGCUUCGUAUACUCCGUCUAACGCAUCUUCUGAUGCAGAACCCAAUGUUCAAUCCUUCGCUGAGCUAUCUCAAUUUAGAAGUCUGCCAAAUGAAGCUUCGAAAUCUCAUGAGCCAGGCUUAAGCGAUGAAAAGCCCGAGUCGAGUUCUAAGCUCAUGAAAUCUCAGAAUUUACAUAAUAAAAACAAGAAAGCACCAUUUCCUCAACCUCGCUACCCCAGUACCCAAAGCACUAUGGUACCCUUCACCUCUGAACCGAUCCGUUCUAUGCCUCCAAGUCUUUCGAAUGAGCAGCAAGAUGUAUCACGACGAGGCCCCGUUCGUCUUAAACAAAACCCUUCUCCUAUAAAAUCAAGCGCUCCCAAUACAUCAAGUUCAGAAAUUCGAAAUAAUCCACCUUCUCCCGUUCCCACUGCUCGAGCGGAAAGCGUGCCUGUCGGCAAUUCCAGGAUGACUUCUCAAGGUCCACUAAAUAGAAUUGGCGUGAAUGAUAACAAUUCCAAUCCAACGGUCAAUACAAAAGAAAUGGAAGAUAUCUUUAGUGGGAUGUCUAUCAACAAUUCGUCUUCUCCUGCUGUCUUAGAAAUGGAUAGUUCCGAAGUAGACAAUGAUGCUAUACCUUGUCAUCCUGAUGAUAAGCUUUUAAUUCCUCCUCCGAAAAACGUUUCACACGCUGAUGUGAUGGUAGCGGAGCAGAAUUUUCGGAAAGCUAGAGUUGCAAAUCCGAUAGAAGAAGUUGAAUUAGCAAAGUUAUACUUGGAUGCUCUUGAAACAUUAGAAAAUAAAUCCUCUUCGGUGCCUGAUCCAGCUACUUAUAAUACAAGGAUGUCGGUCUAUCGGAGGAGAGCAAUUGAAAUAUUAAAGAAACAUGCGUUUCCUAAUAAGACCCAAGAUUCAGUUGCUGAAGCUCUCUUUUUGAUUGGUCAGUUUUACAGUCAGGGUGUGUUGGGAUUCCCGCGUGAUGCACAAAAAGCGUUUGAGCUUUAUGGCCUAUCUUCAAAGAAAGGCCAUUCGCUUGGUACCUAUCGAGCUGCCGUAUGCCUUCAAACAGGUAUCGGUGUGAGACCAGACGCUCGCAAGAGUGUGCUUUUAUAUAAAAAAGCAGCCGAAAUGGAUAUUGUCGAGGCGAUGUUUCGAAUGGGAUUGAUUUACUUGAACGGUUUGUUAAAUCAAAAAAUAGAUGUACCUCUUGGUUUACAAUAUUUAGAACGCGCUUGUGAAACAAGAAGACCCGAAGCAGUGCGUGCAAUGUACGAAUUAGCCAAGAUUUACGAACAGACCAAACGCUUUAAUGUUUCGGUAUCUUCAGAAAGAAAGUUUGAACUUUACAAGCUAUCUGCUUCCUAUGGCUUGGCUGCAGCUCAAUGCAAAUUGGGAGAAUGCUUUGAGCAUGGAUUGUUGGAUUGUGUUCCUGAACCAAGGCGGAGUAUUUUUUGGUAUACGAGAGCUGCCGAACAAGAUUACGGUGAAGCAGAGUUAGGUUUAUCUGGAUGGUACUUGACGGGAGCAGAAGAUAUCCUACCUAAAAAUAAUGAAGAAGCGCUCCUUUGGGCGCAUAAAGCUGCUGUUAAAGGUCUUGCUCAAGCCCAGUUUGCAGUGGGUUUUAUGAUGGAACAUGGCAUUGGCAUCACUGCUGAUCCUGCCGCUGCUCAUAAUUGGUAUAUAAGAGCCGCAAAGCAAGGAUUUGUGAAGGCUCAGAAACGCUUAGAAGAACAAUCGCUGUCUACUAAAAAAUCACAGCCAAAGAAAAGUAGCAAAAAGCAAGACGAACAAUGUAUCGUAAUGUGAAUGGUUUUGCCGCACACACUUGCUUAUUAGCUUGAAUCUUGCAUGUUAACAAUACCAAAGGAUGGUAUUCUUGUUCGCGUCUGCUUAUGUAAAUUAUUUUUAAUCUUCAUUUUUUCGAUUUUUUUUUUAAUUCUUCACUUUCGUUCCCAGGUUCAUCCUCCAUUAUUGUCUUACCCCGGUGGACUAAUUGAUCUUUCUCAUUUGAAAAUUAUGUUUUUGUUUUAACAGCAUUUAAUGACCUUUUUUGCUCAUUGUUUUAUAUACAGUAUGUACUUAUUUGACAGUUUUAGAAUAGAUUUCAGAAUAAGAUGAAAACCCUAAAACCAUUAUAUGCAACUCCAGA
This is a messenger RNA of Schizosaccharomyces octosporus yFS286, 3359 nucleotides long. RefSeq names its product chitin synthase regulatory factor Chr3. The record is from RefSeq and is a predicted model, not a curated record. Gene Ontology annotation, molecular function: protein binding. Bases 458 to 3016 code for a protein of 852 amino acids. The transcript has a single exon. NCBI's taxonomy places the organism in Eukaryota, Fungi, Ascomycota, Schizosaccharomycetes, Schizosaccharomycetales, Schizosaccharomycetaceae.